UUAUUGUGCCAUAAAUAUUCCGAAGACAUUGUGUUUCAAAUUAAUGUGGACAUCAAUUUUUCAAUAAUAAAAAUCAUCCUGCCAUUUACAAAUCAAAUCAAAUUGAAACACACUAGAUAUGCUUUACCGUCAAUGUUAUGUUGUUUGUCAAAUAUUCAUUAUUUUUUCAAUUUGUGUCCCAAGGUUUUGGAUCCUCCAUUAUGCAAACUGUUUCAGUCGCAGUUCUGUUGCAAUAUUUCCCGGAUAAUUUCGCUUUCAUGAACGGGGUGAGUUUGAUAGGAGGCCCUGUGGGUAUGAUGAUCGUCCCUCCCGUGGUUCAGCAACUGAUCCAGCUGUAUGAUUGGCGAGGUGCUCUUGCUCUUCUUGGUGCUAUGACGGCAAAUUAUUGCGUCUUCGCUGCUCUGGUAAGACCUCUGCGUACCAGAAACUCCUACACACCGAUAGCUGAUGGUGAGCCGAGCUCUUCAACUAAUCCACUUCCCAACGAAUCACUUUGGCACAAAUUGAGACAAACGUUUGGAAUAAUAAGUGAUAAACUUUGCCUCCAAAUGUUCGUUGAUGAACCGGGAUUUGUUACCCUCCUGUUCGUUAGUUUCCUCGAUGGUAUCUUGUUUGGUGGUUGGCAUAUCUUUCUCAUCCCGAAUGCUAUUGCUCUGGGUUUCAAUGAGACAAGGUCAUCAUUCCUUGCUACUUUUGCCGGCUUUGGAACCAUACUUGGGCGCGUUUUGUCCGGAUUUUUAAUCGACCAAGGACUGCUGCAAGCACAUAAUCUCCUCGCUGUGUCAUCUUUCCUGCUGGCCUUGGUGUGUCUCCUUGAUCCUAUCGCUGCACCAUCAUAUGAGGCAGUUGCUGCUCUCGCCACUCUUGGUGGGUUUUGCUUUGGAGUAAUCUUUCCAUUAUUGAUAGUCUUGUCGGUUAAUUUUCCUGAAAAGAGAAUAGUGUCUGCCCUAUCUUGGAUGUUUUUAUUCACUGGUUUCGGAGCGUCAGUAGGAGGUUUCAUUAUCGGUUGGUUAUAUGACGUGACUGGUGACUAUGGAGUUGCUUUCUGCACGAUGGGAGUCAUUUCUGCUGUCAUGGGGAUGUUGUCUGUGACGUUGAGACCUACUUGCUUUCCAUGUAAAACUCAGAAUCGGGCGUUGGAUUAAAGGAACCCAAGGCCAGGUGAAAUUUCAGUUCCGGUCAAAAUUGAGUGUCCUAUUGAAAACCUAUCACGGAAGCGUUUAAUAGCAUUAUGUAUUUUCGUUUUCAUCUGGGUGCUACUGUCAUUGAUUCAGUAUAUUAAUCUGUCACACAUCCACAAGUACCUUACUCGCAAGACGACCGAAUGAUAGGUUCACUCUCUCAUAUCUUCUCGACUGGACUUUGAUAACUCUAGCCUGAUGUACUCUACCAUAUUAUCAAAUCCAUCGCCUUCAGCGCCUUCAGAACUCCGCCGCCAGAUUAGUUACACUUACCAGAAGAUCUUCGCACAUAUCCCAUGUCAUCAAUGAACCUCACUGGCUUCCUGUACAUCAACGGAUAGUAUUCAAGGUGUUGGCUCUGGUUUUUUUUCGCACUCUCCAUGGCACAGCAUUAACCAACCUACAAGAGCUGCUACAACGCCAUGAACCGCACCGACGCCUCCGUUCCUUGGACACAAACCUUCUUCGAGUGCCCCUCUCUCUCUCAUCACUCCUUGGGAAACCAAUCUGUCGUUCUGGUGCUUCCCUGUGGAAAUCACGAGCUCCCCAUCAAACUGAAAAAAGAUAUUUCCUUCCACACUUCCAAGAAUGAAUUCAAAAGCCAUCUCCUCGUUCUGGUCCUUCCCUAUGGAAAUCACGAGCUCCCCAUCAAACUGAGAAAAGAUAUUUCUUUCCACAUUUCCUAGAAUGAUUUCAAAAGCCAUCUCCUCUAAUCAGCUGUUUUUCCUUCUGUUAAUUUUUUUUUGUAAAUUCCUAGAUGUUACACCCGUUUCAGACAGGCGCGCUAAGAGUCGCGCCGAACCAAAAAGAUUAGGGGCGACUCUAGGUUGACCAAAAAAAACAUGUGUUCCCGACAGGCGAACUUAAAGGCAGUGAACACUAUUGGUAAUUGUCAAAGACUAGCCUUC
Molecule: messenger RNA, 2089 nt
Organism: Asterias rubens (European starfish)
Lineage: Eukaryota; Metazoa; Echinodermata; Asteroidea; Forcipulatida; Asteriidae
Product: monocarboxylate transporter 12-like
Exons: 2
Coding region: 138-1145 (335 amino acids)
Biological process (GO): monocarboxylic acid transport; transmembrane transport
Molecular function (GO): monocarboxylic acid transmembrane transporter activity
Source: RefSeq, a predicted model, not a curated record